Fusarium coffeatum is the source of this 669-nucleotide messenger RNA. RefSeq lists its product as uncharacterized. NCBI's taxonomy places the organism in Eukaryota, Fungi, Ascomycota, Sordariomycetes, Hypocreales, Nectriaceae. The record is from RefSeq and is a predicted model, not a curated record. The transcript has 2 exons. Gene Ontology annotation, biological process: NADH dehydrogenase complex assembly. Bases 1 to 669 code for a protein of 222 amino acids.
AUGUAUAUCCCAAACAUCGCCGUCGCCGCUCUGGCCCUCUUCAGCCCUUGGGAUAAAUCCAUCUGGACAGCCUCAGACGACACCGUCCGCGGCGGCAUCAGCCAAUCUUACUUCGACGUUCUCGAACCCCACACCCACGAAAACCCCUUCUCCCACACCAUCGCCAAGUUCUACGGGCACCUAGACUAUGAAACCCUAGGUGGUUCUGGCUUUGCCUCGCAGCGCACUAUCGACGGUAUUCCUGUCACUGACCUCACUGGCUACGACCGUCUUUUGCUCGAGAUUCCUUACUCUGAUGGGAAGAUUUACACUAUCAACAUCCGAGACUCGGGUGACCAGAAAGAUGGCAGUACUCUUAACUGGGCUUACGAUUUCCAGAUUCCUGCUACCAAGGUCUCUGAGGGAUUGAUUGAGCUUACUCAGGUUGUCAUCUAUUUCAAGGAUCUUGUGCCUACUGUUCGUGGUACUGUUCAGAAGGAUGCUAAGGCUCUUGAUCUUUCCAACAUUGUUGGCGCGAGCAUCAUGAUUCGCAGCUUUGAGACUGUGCAGCAGGGCGACUUUGAGCUCAGAAUCAAGUCCGUUACUGCUCUUGGACAGAAAUGCGAGGCUCCCAAGGUUGAGGUUUCUUGUGAGAGACUUUGUGGAAAGAAGAUUGAGAUUGCUCACUAA